Molecule: messenger RNA, 2234 nt
Organism: Caenorhabditis angaria
Lineage: Eukaryota; Metazoa; Nematoda; Chromadorea; Rhabditida; Rhabditidae
Source: the annotation of a GenBank genome assembly
AUGGCUGUAAUUUUUUAUUAAAUUUAUUAAAGCUAGAAAAAAGUUAAUUAUUAAAAUCAAACAUCAAAUUGUCCUUCUUUCAGAUUCCAUUCCGAUGUAUUGUUCUAACCACAAGUGUCCUGAAUACAUCUCGCCGAACUGCAGUUAUCACGAAACGUCAACAAAUGAUUACAAAUCUCCAAUUAUCUGAUUGGAUUGAACAAACUGAAACCGAUCACGCAUUUCGAUCUUCUAAUAUUCCCCCUGGAAUUGAGAUCAAAUAUUGGACCACACAAGACGAUUUAUCCGAAAAUCAUCGAAAAAUUGUGGAAAAUUUUAGAUUUGAUGGUGGAUUUUGGAAAGCGCCCGAAAUUGAAAGAGCUGCACUUUUGGAUAGUCCGAAGAAUGAGUUUCAUGGAAAAUUUAAAUUUUUGAAGGAAAUAUUGGACACGUUUUUGAGAAUGGGUAGGUUUUUUUUUGGAAAAAAUUAGAUUUUCUUUGAAAAAAAAACAUUUAAUUUCAGACAAAUCUGUGAAGGGUAUUAUUCUAACACGAAAUGAAGCUAACCGGUUAGAAGUUGAAAAAUAUCUUGCGCUGAAUUUCGCACAAAUCUCGAAUUCGAAACAAGUUUUAGCAAUGACUUCGAAAAAACUGAUGGAAAUUGUUGAUUUUUCGAAUGUGACUUUUAUUAUUUGCAUGGAUCGAGAAUCGAUUUUUAAUGUUAAACGAUAUCAGGGAGCAUAUUUGGCGAUUUUGCAUAGGGAUUUUGAGAAAUUGGUGGGUUUUUUGAGGGUCAGGAAAUUCCGAAUCAUCAAUGGUUAGUCUAUCAAAAAAAAUUCUCCCUUCUAGAUUUUUUUUUGUAUAAAAUUUUUUUGAAACAGUAAUUUUUGGGGAAAUUUUUUUGGUCGGAAAACGUUUUCGAUUACAAAAUUAUUUUAAUAUUUUGAAAUUUCUUUUUUUUUCUGACUUUUUUAAAUCUAAAAAUCUUCAGAUUCACUUUAUAAAAUUAUCCUCUUGAAUUCUCUCAAUUUUCCAGCGUCGUGAAGAUGGUCGAAUAAUUGUCGAAGAUUUCAAAUCAACAGCUUCAUCUUCUUCAAAACCUCAAAAAGUUGGAGCAUUGGAAAGAUAUGAAUUCAAGUUCGAAAAGAGUCGCCUGAAAAUUAAUGCUCUAAAAAUGCCUGUCGAAUAUUUUCUACCAACUUCAAGCUCAAGUUCUGAGAAACCUUCAAGUUCCACCAAUCAAAUCUCGAAAAAUCAUCCAAAAAAUCCAGAAUCAAACACAACGAUUCUGAUGUCAACAAAAGAACAUCAGGAAUUGAUAUCAAGGAUCAAAAACAUUGAUUUUAGCAAAUAUCGACAGAAAAAUCGAAGAAUGAUAUUUGGAGAAAUGAACGAGGAUUUGAUUUGUUGGAAUCAGGAUGCGCAAUAUUUGGGAGAUUUGAAAUCGAGUAAGAAAACUCUGAAAAUGGUGGAAUAUUUGAGAAAUGAAAAAGUGGAAAGAAGUUGUAAAGUGAAACAGUUAUUUGAGUAUACUAAUGAAAUGUAGGUUUUUUUGAGGGAGGGGGAGGGGAGCAGGGAGUUGAAAAAAUAAGAAUGAAAUUAAUUUUCAAAUUAACUUAAGUACAGAAAAAGAUUGUUUUCUGAAAUUCAUGAAAUUUCUCAAAAUAUUUUUAAAAUAAACUUUCUGAAAAAUUUGAAGUUUUUGAGAAAAAAAGUUUUUCUGAAAAUUUCGAAAUGGGUGUUUUCGCUAGAAAACUAUAAUUUUGAGGAUAAAUUUAAAAUUUUUGAAAAAUCUAUGAAACUUUAAUUUUCCUUAGAAUUUGUAAUUUUCAUUUUCAAUUUUUUCAAAUGCGGUGAUUUUUUUGAUGAAAAAUCUGAAAUUUCUAAAAGUUUUUACUCUUAAAAAUUUUUGCAUUUUUUUUCCACAAAAUUAGUUUCAAGAAGAACUAUCCAAAAAUUGUUACAAAAAUUUCACUGUUUCAGAAAUUUUUGAAAAUUUAUUCCACUUCAAAAUUUUCGAUUAACUAUCUUUGUUACAGUUAAAGUAUUUACAAACUUCAAAAUUUCAAUUUUCAUUCCUUUAUUUUUUUCAAAUGCUCCAAAUACUCAAGUUUCUGUCGGUAUUAAAUAAUGAGAACUUUAAUGAGUUUUCAAAAUUCCCCCGAAUCCUCAUAUUUUUCAGUUCCAACCCACGCCACAUCUCAAAUCUCGACAAACUUUUGCAAAAAAUCGACCAACUUCUUCUCCCAAAAUAA